Molecule: messenger RNA, 1106 nt
Organism: Abrus precatorius (Indian licorice)
Lineage: Eukaryota; Viridiplantae; Streptophyta; Magnoliopsida; Fabales; Fabaceae
Product: B-box zinc finger protein 18-like
Exons: 6
Coding region: 235-789 (184 amino acids)
Biological process (GO): photomorphogenesis; regulation of DNA-templated transcription
Cellular component (GO): nucleus
Molecular function (GO): zinc ion binding
Source: RefSeq, a predicted model, not a curated record
CUCAUUUAUUGUGUCUUUGCAAAUGCAAAGUUCUGGAAUCAACCUCCAAGGUCCCCCACUUCUCCAAAAUCCUCUCUUUUAUCCUACACUCUAAUCAUAGUCCUUCCCCAUCAUCAUCAUCAUCAUCAUCAUCUUUGUUAAGCACACCACCUUCACCUUCCCUACUAACAACAUAGAGAAAAACAAAACUAUCUUACCCACAUGGAUUUGCGAUGAAAGUGAGAGAGUUCAAUUAUGCGAACGCUUUGUGACGCUUGUGAGAGUGCGGCCGCUAUAGUUUUCUGCGCCGCUGAUGAGGCUGCGCUGUGUCGUGCAUGUGAUGAGAAGGUUCACAUGUGCAAUAAGCUAGCUAGUAGGCAUGUGAGAGUUGGUCUUGCAAGUCCAAGUGAUGUGCCUCGCUGUGACAUAUGCGAGAAUGCACCUGCUUUCUUCUAUUGCGAGACAGAUGGAAGUUCCCUUUGUUUGCAGUGUGAUAUGAUAGUUCAUGUCGGAGGUAAAAGAACGCAUGGACGAUAUCUUCUUUUCAGGCAGAGAGUUGAGUUUCCAGGAGAUAAAUCUAGUCAUGCUGAAAAUCCGGCGUCACAGCCACUGGAACCAGGAGAGGCUAAAAGAGGACAAACUCCACUUCCCAAACUAAAAAUGGGAGAGAAGCAACAAAAUCACAGGAUGCCUCUGGUUUCAACGCCAGGACCUGAUGCAGAUGGGCAUACCAAGAUGGAAACUAAAAUGAUUGAUUUGAACAUGAAGCCAAACAGAAUACAUGAACAAGCAUCAAAUAAUCAGCCAUAAAUCGUGCAGCUAGGCAAUGCAGUUCUAGUAGGAUCCUAAACCAAAAAUCUACCAAUGGCAAAAUGAGGCAUUGAGGCACCAAAGUCUUUUGAAGAGUUUGUUCGCCUUUGUAGGGAUUUAAUUUGGUAGUUCAACACAUCAUAUCUGUACUGCAAAGCAUUGUUAACUGUAUAUCUAUGAUCCCUUUCAAUGAAUUGUGUGUUGACUGUUGACUUUUGUUUCUGGUUUCAGUUUUCUAUGUCAUUACGUCCCCCAGACAAUUCGGGGGAAAAGAGAUUUUUUUUUAAUGCGACAUUACAUCUGAUCGUAGAAAUUAU